UCUGGAAGUGCUUACUGCUGUUGCUCAGUCUCACAGAAACACAGUAAGGCUGCGUGAAAUAACCCUUCCAAAGAGAAGAUGUCUUUCAUAAAAGUAGAUCCAUUGUCUGAUUUCUCCUUCCACAACCUCCCUUACGGAAUAUUCUCCACACCUGAAAAUACCAAACGUCGCAUUGGUGUUGCCAUUGGAGACCAGAUCCUGGACCUCAGUGUGAUAAAGUCUUUGUUUCGAGGACCUGUGACUUCCAGACAUCAGGAUGUCUUUGAUCAACCCACACUGAAUGCUUUCAUGGCUCUUGGUUAUGAGGCCUGGAGGGAGGCCAGGAGGACCUUGCAGGAGUUGCUGUCAGCCAAUGAGAGCACGCUGAGAGAUGAUGUCAGCCUUCGAAGCAGAGCAUUUGUCCAUCAGAGUACAGCCACCAUGCACCUUCCUGCAGAGAUUGGUGAUUACACUGACUUCUACUCCUCCAGAGAUCACGCCGCCAAUGUUGGCACCAUGUUCCGGGGGAAGGAAAACUGUCUGAUGCCAAACUGGUUGAGGCUUCCUGUGGGAUACCAUGGUAGAGCUUCAUCAGUGAUUGUUUCUGGGACGCCAAUCCGUCGCCCCUCAGGCCAGAUGAGACCUGACCAAACAAAACCUCCAGUGUUUGGCCCGUCGAAGCAGAUGGACAUUGAGCUGGAGAUGGCCUUCUUUGUUGGAGGGGGUAAUCAGCUUGGAGAGCCCAUUCCCAUCAACAAAGCCCAUGAACACAUUUUUGGCAUGGUGCUCAUGAAUGAUUGGAGUGCCAGAGACAUCCAGGCAUGGGAGUAUGUCCCCCUUGGUCCUUUUCUGGGGAAGAACUUCGGGACAACCAUCUCUCCCUGGGUCGUUCCAAUGGAGGCACUGUUACCCUUUGCAGAGCCCAACACCAUCCAAGAUCCAGAGCCACUUCCCUACCUGCAACACCCUGAUGCGUAUACUCUAAACAUUAACCUGUUUGUGUUGCUUAAAGGACAGGGCAUGGCAGAGGCAGCAACCAUCUGCAAGUCAAACUUUAAGUACAUGUACUGGACCAUGAAGCAGCAGCUUGCCCAUCAUACGGUCAACGGUUGCAAUGUGAGACCAGGAGACCUGCUGGCUUCUGGUACCAUUAGUGGACCUGAUCCAGAGACUUUUGGCUCCAUGCUGGAGCUGUCGUGGAGAGGAUCCAGGAGCAUCGAUCUGGGAGGAGGAGAAACCAGAACCUUCCUGAACGAUGGAGAUGAAGUUACCAUCACAGGUUACUGUCAAGGAGAUGGAUAUAGAGUGGGCUUCGGAUCCUGCAUGGGAACCAUUCUACCUGCCCUUCAAAAUUAAAACACACUGUUAUUUAAGUGGGCAUUUUUUAAUAGAAAAUAAAUUAUGUACAACACAAACACACAUAUUUCUGUUAGAAUAAUGUUUCCAGCUUUAGUUUAUAAUAGCUAUGUUUUUAUAGAAUCAGUUGUUGUAUUCUCAGAGCUCUAGAGUGUUGUACAGUCACCUUGUUAUGGAAAUCCUCAUAUUGGUUCAGCAGAGGGAUGGUCCCACAUCACACCAAGGUUACUGCUAUACCAGGACAGGUAUUAUAAAUGUUUUGUGUUGGCUUCUGAUUUUUCAUAAAAAUCAUGUUUUUA
Messenger RNA from Centropristis striata (black sea bass), 1634 nucleotides. RefSeq names its product fumarylacetoacetate hydrolase (fumarylacetoacetase) (gene fah). Gene Ontology annotation, biological process: L-tyrosine catabolic process; homogentisate catabolic process; L-phenylalanine catabolic process. The coding region runs from base 79 to 1335 and encodes 418 amino acids. Gene Ontology annotation, molecular function: fumarylacetoacetase activity. The transcript is spliced from 14 exons. NCBI's taxonomy places the organism in Eukaryota, Metazoa, Chordata, Actinopteri, Perciformes, Serranidae. The record is from RefSeq and is a predicted model, not a curated record.